GCGGGAGACAGGAGGUGGAGGCUGAACAACACGGAGAGAGGAGGGAGGAGGACAGAUAGCUAGAGAGCUGUGAGCCUGUUUACCCGCAACUCCCCGAUUUUAUUUUAGGACAUUUGCGGCACAUAUGACCCACAACUUAACCAUUUUACUUCUCUUAAUAUGUGACUUCUUUAGCAUUUCGUCGUAUGAUUCAAAAGAUGACAGAAAUGCGUGCCCGCGGUUAGCUCGGGUACCGUGAAGACAAAAGGGCAUCUCCAUAAUCUCCGGAUGACACUUUCUGUGUUUGUGAACCAGCACUAGUCAGAACCGACCAACCGGUCCUGGUUACCGUGAAAUCAGCGGGACAGCAACCGAGCAGCCUGAAAACAUGAAGUUCACAGAGCAUCUCUCGGCUCACAUCACCCCGGAGUGGAGGAAACAGUACAUCCAGUAUGAGGCUUUCAAAGAGAUGCUGUACGCUGCUCAGGACCAGGCCCCAUCCAUUGAAGUCACAGAUGAGGAUACAGUUAAGAGGUACUAUGCCAAGUUUGAGGAGAAAUUCUUCCAGGCAUGUGAAAAAGAACUUGCCAAGAUCAACACCUUCUACUCAGAAAAGCUCGCUGAGGCUCAGCGCCGAUUCGCCACACUGCAGAACGAGCUGCAGUCAUCGCUUGACGCCCAAAGGGAGACCUGGGCUAACGAGCGGGGCCUUAGGAAGAGGAAGACGGUGUUUGCCCUGUCACAGCAGGAGCGAUGCAAACACAGAAACAUAAAGGACCUCCAGCUGGCCUUCUCUGAGUUCUACCUCAGCCUUAUUCUGCUGCAGAACUAUCAGAAUCUGAACUUCACAGGCUUCAGGAAGAUCUUGAAGAAGCAUGAUAAGAUUUUGGAGACGUCGAGGGGGGCUGACUGGAGGGUUGCUCAUGUUGAAGUUGCCCCAUUUUACACGUGCAAGAAGAUCACACAGCUCAUCUCUGAGACGGAGGCACUGGUCACAACAGAGUUGGAAGGUGGAGACCGGCAGAGGGCCAUGAAGAGGCUGAGGGUACCUCCCCUGGGAGCGGCACAGCCUGCGCCUGCCUGGACCACCUUUAGAGUCGGGCUUUACUGCGGAGUGUUUCUCGUCCUUGUAGUCACUGUGGUUAUUACAGGAGCUGUGGUAAUCAAGCAGGAUAAUGUGUGGCCCAUGGUCAGGAUCUACAGAGGAGGCUUCCUUUUAAUAGAGUUUCUCUUCCUUUUAGGCAUCAACACUUAUGGCUGGAGACAGGCUGGAGUUAACCACGUUCUCAUAUUUGAGCUCAACCCGAGAAACAACCUGUCCCACCAGCAUCUGUUUGAGAUUGCAGGUUUGUUGGGAGUGCUUUGGUGCGUCAGCCUGCUGUGCUGUCUGUUCAGUCACAACAUCCUGGUACCGAUGCAGGCCAACCCGCUGGCUCUCUACGGCCUCUUCUUCCUCUUCUUCAUCAACCCCUUCAAGACCUGCUACUACAAGUCGCGCUUCUGGCUGCUCAAACUCCUGUUUCGAGUGGUCACGGCUCCGUUUCAUCGGGUUGGCUUUGCAGACUUCUGGCUCGCUGACCAGCUCAACUCUCUGGUGGUGGUUCUGAUGGAUCUGGAGUACAUGAUCUGUUUCUACAGUUUUGAACUGGACUGGAAAAAACAUGACGGCCUCAUUAACAGUGCAGCAGGUAAAGAUGUGUGUAAUUCAUACUCCUAUGGCGUCCGUGCGGUGAUCCAGUGUCUUCCUGCUUGGUUCCGAUUCGUCCAGUGUCUGCGGCGUUACCGUGAUACCAAGCGGGCCUUCCCUCACUUGGUUAACGCUGGGAAAUACUCCACUUCCUUCUUCGCUGUCACUUUCGCUGCCCUGUACAGCACACACAAAGCUGAAAACCAUGCGGACACCCAGAUCUUCUUAUACCUGUAUGUCAGCUGUUUAUUGGUCAGCUCGUGUUACACACUGGUCUGGGAUUUAAAGAUGGACUGGGGCCUUUUUGACCGCAACGCAGGAGAGAACACCUUCUUGAGGGAGGAGAUAGUGUACCCACAUAAGGCCUACUACUACAGUGCCAUAGUAGAGGAUGUGCUCUUACGUUUCUCAUGGACUCUGACCGUCUCCCUCAGCACAGUCUCUGGUCUGCACGGCAUCUCUGAUAUACUGGCGACUGUCCUGGCCCCAAUGGAGGUCUUUCGACGUUUUGUGUGGAACUUCUUUCGAUUGGAGAAUGAACACUUGAAUAACUGUGGUGAGUUCAGGGCCGUCCGAGACAUCAGCGUGGCUCCACUCAACGCUGAUGACCAGACCCUGCUGGAACAGAUGAUGGACCAGGAGGACGGAGUCCGGAACCGCCAGGGCAAGAAGAGCUGGAAGCGGAGCUACAGCAUGAGCCUACGCAGGCCGAGACUGGCCUCACAGUCCAAGACCCGUGACACCAAGGUGUUGAUAGAGGACACGGACGAUGACUCCUGACAUCAGGCCACGCCCAUCGCCUGGGUCCAGAAUUUGUUCAAAGGAGGAAACUCUACCUCCUAACUGAGAAAUGACCCUGCACGUUGGGCGUUGAACUUCAAAUCAAAGACGAGUUUUGAGCUCUCAUGCCUAAUGUAAUCACUCUUCCAAUGCUUGAGCCUCCCAUUGGGUUCAGAACUUUUACAAAUGAAGAGCGAUGAUCUUUUGAACAAAUAACACAGCAAACAUUACCACCAAACUCCUGCUCCUACCUUCAGUUCUAUUUAUGGCUGGGCUCAUCACUUGAACUCUACGUUACACAAAGUGUGGACUCCUCCUACAGCCACUCCUCAGACAUGUUCAUGGCUCUCCUCAAAGCCUCUGCCUAGCAUGAAACUCCCAGCUCCAAUGGAACGCAUGCAGAUGAGUCUGACAGGAAGCUGCUCCCUCUCUGUGCCCUACAUCCACAGCACAGGAAGUGACCAAGUUUAAACUACUGACAUUGAGGACCAAAAACUUUGAUUCCUUGUCUAUAACUCUACGCCUCCACUCCCUGCUACCCCGGUAACGUUUGAGAAACAUCUUGAAUAAACUCAAGUUCUCAGAAUGAACCUCAUGUCCCCUUUCCUCCAGUUAGAAAAUCAAAGUGUUUAGAAGUGUCGUCCUCAUGUGGCAGACAAUAUGCUGCAAACACACGGUAGCAGCAAUCAGUCGCCUGACUCCUCUGCUCUUAAGCUCUCCCCUUCAAAUCAUCACAAAGCUGCCUACCUGCACCUCACACGCUUUACAAACACGCACUUUGUAAUAGAUUCAGUCGGAGGGAAAUGCCUAUUGUGUGUUGAAAUGCACACGGACAGUGAUUUUAUCUUUUGUUCCUGGAUGUCCACUUUUCAAGAGCCUGGAGAGAAGACGCACAUCCUGAGUACGUAUGCUAGCCAUUCUUUGUUACAGCAGAUGUAAAUAUGAGACGGACCAAAGUGAAAAUAUUCCUAAAGUAUCAAAUAGACAAUAAAAAGAAGUUCAACGUGAACAGCAGCUGGAAUGAUGAGAAGGAUCUGAAGAGGAGGAAAAUAUUGACUUUGUUCCACAACUAGAUGAAGAUUAUCUUAACUCAAUCACUCCAUGUGGUAAAAAACGAUCCUCCAUGUGGACGUGUUCUGCUGAAUGUAUGACACUUUAUUUAUGUGUGUAUGUAAGAAAAGGCCUAAUGAGCACCUUUCAACCCGUUUAACAGGAUCACACUUUUUGGUAACUUCAAGAGUUUCUUGUGUCCCGAAGGAAAUUUUAAUUUUUGUUCCCUGAUGUCUUGAUUGAAAAAAAACAAAAAACUAACCAACUGUUGAGAUGUCUGUUAUGAAUUAUUCAUUUUUGUUCUUUGAAAGAGAGGGGGGGGGGUCACCUGUCUGUCACGGAUUUGUCCAACUUCAAUCUGAACCGAGGGGGUCCGAUGUUUUUUUAUUUUCUGAGCAAAAUUAUUUGAAAAGAUGUGUGUGUAGUUUUUUAAUUUCAUUUUGUUCUUCAGCACAUUUAGUCUGUCUACUGUGUUUUCUAAAAACAGCAGCUUUAGCCAGAGAGAAGAAGUGUCCUGUUGCUCCAGCUCUGUAAAGUGUUCUGUCUAACCCACAUGGAAACGAGGAAGCUUGUAACGUCAGCAGAAAGGUUCAUCUUAACUCGUAGAGCGUAACAUACAAACUAACCUAAAUAUUGAUGCAGAAAUGACCUUUAGUCUCAUGUGACCAAUCAGUGAAGAGCAUUUUUUCCUGAAUGCUUUUGUUUGACACAGCGCUGCCUCUCGUGCUCAUACUGUCUCUGUAAAGACUGACGGCUGAAAAUCACUUCUGUUCACUGACGUUGAUCGAGAAACAGCGGCGACAGUGUUUGUAAAUUAUGACAUCAUGAUCAUCUAAAGUCUGCAGCCUUCAUCUACAGCCUGUGGAAAAUAAAAACACUGACACCCAGUGGUGAGAUCUUCAA
Labrus mixtus (cuckoo wrasse) is the source of this 4399-nucleotide messenger RNA. Its product is annotated as xenotropic and polytropic retrovirus receptor 1 homolog. The record is from RefSeq and is a predicted model, not a curated record. The transcript has 16 exons. The coding region runs from base 368 to 2446 and encodes 692 amino acids. NCBI's taxonomy places the organism in Eukaryota, Metazoa, Chordata, Actinopteri, Labriformes, Labridae. Gene Ontology annotation, cellular component: cytoplasm; plasma membrane; Golgi apparatus. Gene Ontology annotation, molecular function: inositol hexakisphosphate binding. Gene Ontology annotation, biological process: phosphate ion transport; cellular response to phosphate starvation.